Molecule: messenger RNA, 1107 nt
Organism: Closterium sp. Yama58-4
Lineage: Eukaryota; Viridiplantae; Streptophyta; Zygnematophyceae; Desmidiales; Closteriaceae
Source: the annotation of a GenBank genome assembly
AUGGUGCUCGCGCGUGUUCGCACGGACUCCGUCCGUCGCGGAGUAGCAAGAUCCCCCUCCAGCACCGUCGCGUCCUAUAGGAGGGAUGCCGCGGCUCCUGUCGUUCUCAGCAGCGGGUGCUGUUCCGUCAUCGUCAACGCUAGCAGGAGUCGCCGGGGGGGGUCGCGCAGCGGCGUGGCGUGCAGGUCGCAGCUGGCAGAGGGAUCGGGCUCGUCGCCUUCUGCUCCCGAUGUACACGUUGCUGAACAGCCGCCAGGGCAGCUGGAGGAGAUACGUAGGGGAUUGGAGGAGGUUGAGCGGAACAGAGCAGCGGAGUUGGUGCUACUACGAGGCGAGCUGGUGACUGUAAGGGGGGAGUUGCUAACAACAAGGAGGGAGCUGGCGACAGUGAACGGAAAGUUGGACGUAUUGAAAGAGUCUUUAGAAACGAUAAAGAUUUUGGAUGAGGAGGAGGAUGAUGAGGAGGAGGAGGACGAUGAUGAGGAGUAUGUAUAUGAGGAAGAGGAUGAGGAGGAGGGGGAGAUGGUGAAGAGGCUGAGGAAAGGAGCGAGUUCGUAUUUUUCAGCAGCUGUGCAGUCUCCAGCGGCGGCGCAAUUCCCAGCACCGAAGCAUGUGGAGUUUGACGUGGAAGAGGAGCUCCGGAUGCGCCAAGGGGCAUAUAAAACGGUUUGGCAGAGAAUUCAUGCGACCACGACACUGGAUCUGAAGGGGCUGCCUUACCUCUCAGAAGCCAUCCUCUUCCAUGUUUCCACCAUGACUCACCUGAAACACAUUGAUCUCGAUGGGUCAACACCAUUCAGCCCAGAGGGAAUCAAGCACCUCUACAUGAAGCAGCUUGAGAGCCUAGAGCUGACCAGCCAUGCUGUAACGGACAGCUGCCUGGAAGGCAUUGGGGCUGCAAGCAGCCUUAGGUCUCUUAAUCUCAAGGGGACCAGUGUGACUGAUGCUGGACUGGAGUUUCUGGCACCUUUAAGCCGGCUGAAAGUGCUCGUUCUUCCAGGCACGAUCACUGAUGCUGGCCUGGAGCACAUCCAGAGUCUUUCUGCUUUGGAAGAGUUGGAUAUAUCGGAUUCUGUACUUACAGAGGAGGGCGUGGCACUGCUCUAG